Messenger RNA from Pichia membranifaciens NRRL Y-2026, 834 nucleotides. RefSeq lists its product as hypothetical. The transcript has 2 exons. The record is from RefSeq and is a predicted model, not a curated record. Gene Ontology annotation, molecular function: precorrin-2 dehydrogenase activity; protoporphyrin ferrochelatase activity. Gene Ontology annotation, biological process: siroheme biosynthetic process. NCBI's taxonomy places the organism in Eukaryota, Fungi, Ascomycota, Pichiomycetes, Pichiales, Pichiaceae. The coding region runs from base 1 to 834 and encodes 277 amino acids.
AUGACUGAUAUAGUGCCGCCCCCACCGAAUGGAUCUCUCAUGCUUGCAUGGCAAGUAAAAAACAAACAUGUACUUGUUGUUGGAGCUGGAGAUGUUGCACUUUCUCGUGUAGACCAUCUCUUACAGGCAAAUGCCAAAAUUACCGUUGUCACAGGUGAAAGCGUGCAUCCGAUUUUGAGGAAGUAUCAUGAGAUGGGGUUAUUGGAAGAUUUGGUCGUGCGUAAUUUCAGAUUAUCAGACUUGAAACUAUAUGAACCAAAAGACAUUCGUCAACGUGUUAUGGAAUUAGACAAUGACAAUGAUGAAUCCGAUGAAGAAUAUGAAGUUUUGUCUGAAGAAGCAGUCAAGCUUAUUGAAGAUUUUGAACAGUGUAAGUUCAAGAUGGUUCUAACGUGCAUCAAUAAUUAUCCGUUGAGCUUGAGAAUAUGGCAAAAAUGCAAAAGUCUCGGAAUCGACGUGAAUCUUGCUGAUAAGCCAGCAAAUUGUGACUUCUAUUUUGGUUCUGUUUAUAGGCAAGGGCCAUUGCAAAUUAUGAUAAGUACUAAUGGUAAGUCACCCAGGUUGUGUAACAGGAUCAAGACUAAGAUGUUGAUCCCAAUGUUUGAAGACCUGGACCUUGAACAUGCUGUUGAGAAUCUCGGCUACUUGAGGUCCCAGCUACAAAAGGUAUAUCAUCCAGGUGAUGAUACUAAAGUUAUAAAGGAAAGAAUGGAAUGGAACAGGAAGAUCACGGAUUUUUACACCAUUCAAGAUUGGUGUGCUAUGAAGCAUGAAUCGAUCGACAAAAUCUUGAAACUAUACCCGGAGUUCCCCUCAGUUGACACACUGAAAUAA